This is a messenger RNA of Xenopus tropicalis (tropical clawed frog), 3306 nucleotides long. It is a transcript of the gene rad9b, whose product is annotated as RAD9 checkpoint clamp component B. Gene Ontology annotation, biological process: DNA damage checkpoint signaling; DNA repair. The record is from RefSeq and is a predicted model, not a curated record. The transcript is spliced from 11 exons. Gene Ontology annotation, molecular function: double-stranded DNA 3'-5' DNA exonuclease activity. The coding region runs from base 1596 to 2831 and encodes 411 amino acids. NCBI's taxonomy places the organism in Eukaryota, Metazoa, Chordata, Amphibia, Anura, Pipidae. Gene Ontology annotation, cellular component: nucleus; checkpoint clamp complex.
GAAAAAACAUAGUUGUAAUAGAUCAUGUGACUGAAACUUGUUGCUGGAUCAGGUUUUCGUCAUAUGGGUCUCUGCUUGUAUUGCCAUUUUGUGGUAAUUAGUAAUAUAAGUAGUGAGGUAAAAAUGCUUGCGACUCAGCUAGAUGCUGGUGUAUAGUACAACAUGUGUGGUUUAUGACCUGUAAGCAUUUACAAAGAUGUUAUUACACAACCUUUCAAUUAUUUACAAAGCCUUAGGCGGCAUUUAAUGUUUACUUGAAUGGAAAUACAAGUGAUUUAGAGUUAUACAUUUAGAUAUUAUGAAUUUUCCCGUGUGUAUGAUAUUGUGUCUGCAGCAGUGAUAUCUGUCAUGAUGCCAUGUUAAUGCCCACACCACUUUCUCUGGGUAGGGUUGCCAUGGCCUGCAAAAAUGAUGCUAAAUGCCAAUGUUAAUAAGGACGAGAAAGAUAAAUAGGGCUGGUAUGUUUUUUCCAGAAAUCCAUUGGUUGCCAUGACACCUUGUAUGGAAGAACAUACCAAUCUUUUCCAUGUUACCUUGCACCCAAAUUAUUCAUGUAAUAAGUAAAGUUUUACUGUCUAAACUGGCACUAUAUAUUACACGCCACAGAUGUGUGUAAGCAACAUUCUGAUUGGUUGCUGCAUGAGUAAUAUUAUUUCAGUGUGACUAGCCCAGCAGGGUAGCAGGUGUCAGUGGGCCAGUCUUCUCACCCAUACAUUUGGUAGUUUAUGCCUAAGCCAUGGAUAUUCCCCAUUUCUGUAUGAGCACAAAAAGAAGAAACUGAGAACAAAGAUAAUAGUUUGUGGUGAAAUAACUAGGAGAAUAAGAUCUUAUUCAAAUGCAGGUACAUUUAAAGUAUGGGUGUUCAGGUUCUUCAUAUUCUUGCUUUUAGGGAGUGUUGGAGACAUGCUCGGUUGCAAAACUUUCUAUGGUCAGCAUGAGAUGCCCAACAUUCAUGUGCAAUGAGGGUUUAGAAGGACUAUAUUUCUUGCAAUUGCAAUGCAUUUCAUAGGAAUCAACUUCAGCAUCAGAUUACACUCAUACCUCAUAACGUGAGACCAAAGCAGCUAUAUACUGCAGGCAUUCCAAAUCCAGGGACGACACAGCAUAGGGCCCCUGUGCAGAAAUAUGUUAUUGACCCAUCUCCUAGCGCUGCCAGCAGUGAUUUUAAAGUAAAAUAAUGAAUGAUCUAAGUUAGUGAGGAUGGCUGUGUAUAAAGCUCAGCCUACCCACAACCCACCCUUGAGUUUCUGACUGACCUUCGCACUAUUAAAACUGGGUGGUUUGAUUGAGCCUUAAUGAAGAGCAAAUUGAUCAAGUUCUAUGUAUUAAGACAUAUUUAAAACUGACUUGUAUUCCACAUUCUUAUGAAAUCUAAUGUUCUUCAAAUGUGUGGACAUGUGUAUGCUACACAAUGCUCUUUCACAAAAACAAAAUGUGAACAUUUGUAGUUAAAUAGAGAUGCUAAAGAAAAAUCUUACUUAGUAGAAUUUGAUAUUUUAAAUAUGCUGUUAUACUAAAAGUGAUAUGUAAUUCCAUGACAACAGGCUUCUAAAAUAUCUGUGUUAAUUAUAUUUUUCUUCUGCAUCUAAUGUCUGAUGUACUAUAGAAGAGAAUACACUAAGGCUCAAGGAUCAGUGCACCUGAAACAGAAUCUGUGCAUUCUUAUUAACAUGAAGUGCAUAAUUCCUGGCAGACAUACAAAAGUAUUUGGGAAAGCAGUCCAUUCUCUGUCAAGAAUUGGCAAUGCGCUUUGGUUUGACCCUUUAGAGAAAGGUCUUGCUCUGAGGGUUGUAAACUCAUCGAUGUCGGCAUAUGCCUGUAUCGUCUUUUCUCCCCACUUCUUCCAUAGCUAUCACAGAUCUGCUUUGCAUGAACAAGGCGCUGCUUAUGCCGAAAUUAAUUUCAAGUGCAAAUAUUCAGUGAAGUCUGUCCUGCCUGUGUUUAGAUCUCUGAGUACCUUAGAAAAGAAUGUGGAUAAAUGCACCAUUUACACAAACGUAAAUGAAGGCUACAUGAAUUUUCAGUUGUUCUACAGAAAUGGCAUAACCAAAACUCACCAGUUGGCUUAUGAAGAAUGUGAGCCCUUACAAGCAGUUUUUGCCAAGAAUACAUGUCCUAAUGUAUUAAGGAUUCAACCAAGAGUGCUGUCUGAUGUAGUAGUGCACUUUCCAUCGUGCCAGGAAGAAAUCACCCUUUCUGUUACACCACUGAGAGUCUCCUUCAAAACCUACUGUGAAGAGGAAUUAGAGUUUUCUAAGUCAGUGCAUACAGAAAUGCAUCUUGGUCCAGAGGAAUUCCAUUAUUUUCAAGUUGGAGAGGAUGCUGAAGUAACAUUCUGCCUAAAAGAACUUCGUGGUUUCUUGGGAUUUGCAGAAACAACAAGUUCUUACAUUUCUGUUCACUUGAGCAAAGCUGGAAAACCUGUUGCAUUCAGUAUGGAGAACAUGUUUUUUGAAGCAGAUAUUAUCUUGGCAACAUUGGCAGAAUCAGAGAUGGGGAAAUCCUCUCAAAAAUCACCAGGAAUCAUUGCUGGGUCUAAGCUGUGCACCCCUAACCCUGGUACAGGAGUCAGCAAUGCUAUCAGCCUGUCAGAAAACAUAGACAGCCAGCAGAUCAUUUCAACUAAACAUGGAAAUGCUGAAGAUGCCCAGCAGGACACAGUAGAAGAGACUCCGAACCACUCACCAUAUAAUAAGUUUUGCACACUUUUUUUUGGAGCGGUUUCAUCUCAAACACAGGAGAAUGCUGAUAGGAUGUUCUGCAGCUUGGCCACAGCAAGUGAGGAUGAGGAUGAAGACUUGUGCCACAGGAGACUCUCCCAGACAUUUUAAUACAUGCAGUAUUUCUGACUAUCUGAUACGGUUUUGCCACAAACUUCCUAUCUGUUGUUCAGUUUUUUGGUCAUUAGUUCUAGCACAGUAUUAAGAAGCACAACACAGAGUAUCAGGGCCAUGUAUGAGCUUUAUAAAAGCACUCAGCCUUCAGCAUUGAGCCUGUAUAUGGUCAUGGAACUCCUUAGUGACUUAUAAUAUCUUUAUACUUUACAAUAGGGAGUACUUUAUUCACUAUAUAAAUCCUAUUUUUAUUUUUGGAGCCCCCAGCUGGACACUUGCUAUGACGUUCGGUCUCUGACCUGGGUUGAAGUUACUAACAAGCCAAGAGAAUGGGCAGGGGAGAGGGGGGCAUGCCUAGGGCAGUUUUGCAUUGCAGUGGGGUUAGAGACAUGGAUACAAUUGCUUUCCCAAGAGACAACAUGUUCAGUGUUCCCACUAUACCUGGCUAAAAUAAAUGUUUUUUUCUGCUAAA